CGACACGCCCCGUUUGGAAGGAUUAUUUUGGGGCUGUCCACCUCCGUUCCCCCGCCUUGUUAGAUAAGACCUCAACGGACGCUGUUUCUCAUCUCUUGCACUGCUCAAGAUCGCAAGAAGGCGCACUGCAUUUUCAUUUCCUUCAACGUCGCGGGGGAUGGCCAACCUGGCACCUCCCGUACCUCCGCACCAUAGCGAUGCAAUAUCGGACGAACUCUCCCCAUCUGAGGGACAGCCUCCAAAUGAGUCCCUAGAGAUUACUGGAAGCACUGGAAGCGGGAAAGGGCGGAUGGUCCUGGCGUGUGAUCGCUGCCGAACAAAGAAGCGAAGAUGCAAUGGUGUCCGUCCGGUUUGCAAUAAUUGUCAACGCGCGCAUAGUCGGGGUGUUCCAGAUGUGGUAUGUAAUUAUGCGACGACGACAAAGAAACGUGGGAGAAAGAAAGGAUAUCGGGACGCGUUACUUCAAAAGUUAAACUAUUUGGAAUCGAUGUUGAUGCAGAACGAAGGGCAGGGAGAUGUCAAUGGUCAGCAGCUGUCGGCAAGUGAAAACUUUAGUCAUGCCGGGCGACGGUCGCUGCAAGAAAAUCUUCGAACGGUCAGCGAUGCGAUGGAUAUUCAAGGGGAAAGUGGGGAUGAUAAUGAGGAUGACCUGGUUUAUGAAUCUCCACCCAUCACAGAUGGCUCUACCGCCAACUCGUCACGCAGCGCAUCGUUUGCACGGUCGCAGAACAUAUCAAUGGCGAAUCUUGUCUCUCCUUAUAACUCUGGGCAAUCACCCGUGCGUGCAGUCCUUCCUGGGGCUCGCCCCGCGAUAGAGGACGAUAACUUCCAACCUGGAUUUACCGACACUGAUGGUUAUCCUACAUGCACAGAGAUGGGUACUGGAUUGAAUGGAUCUAGUGCUUUGAGUAUGAAUCGGACCAUGGGGAUAACAACGUCGGUGCUUAGUGGGCCUCUUUCACCACGUACAUCGAGGUCAGGAAUGGCGUUCAACAAUGGACUCGUCCGUAGCGGUUCUCGACCGGGUUUGACCGAAUCUAAUAGUGCAAAGGGAUGGCCAUUUACAGAACCAAUGUAUAAGGCACCGACUUUCCCUAAUUUCUCUUCUUCCAUCUCUGAGAUCGAAAUCGACCCAGAGUAUUUGAGAUCACUGGGUAGUGGCCUCGACAAUGUCUUUGCUGCCUUCCCUCCCCAUGUGCAGCUUCCCAAGCCUCUCAUUUGCAUGCGUCCCGGUCUCGUUCCUGAGCUGUAUAUCCACCUCCUGGCUUGUUACUUUACGUUUGUGAAUGUCUGUUUCCCCAUGUUCGACGAAGUCCUCUUCUUUGAAGACUUGAUCCCUGUCAACCGACAUCCGCCUGCUCUCCUUAACGCCUUGUGUGCAUAUGGAUGUUUGCAUUCCCGGCAUACUGCCCUUUUUGAAACGCCAUAUCACAAUCCGCGAAAGGCAGCACAGUAUUUCUUCGAUGAAGCGGUUAAAGAGAUUGACAGCAUACCGGACUCGAUGCAGCAUGUUCAGUUGCUUGUUUUGCUGGGGGUUUGGGACUUUGGGCAGGAGUAUAGGGGAACCAGUUGGCAGUAUAUAUCUUUGGCGAUCCGUGAAGCAGAGAAGAUCCAGUUGGGCUACAAAACUGGCCAGCAGGCGGACUACCUGUACACGCUGUGGAAAGUACCUGGGACGGACGAAUUGUCGCCCUUGGAGGUGACGGAGCGCAGACGAACGUGGGCGUAUACGUUUGCUGUCGACACAUUCUCUGCCCUCGUUUCUGGGUUACAUCCUGGUAUUGAAGAGGGCGACUACGCCCAUGUGUUGAUUGAGGCUGCUAACCAUGCGGAUGAUCACGAAGAUCUGAUCGGGAGGCUCAAAUGCAACCGGCUUGGUCCUACAGUAAUUGAUUCUUCUGGUAGGCGUCUUGGGCGAGGAGGGCGACCUCUCACAGGAGAGUGGAAGCGGGUUCUUGCGGGUCACCCGAUGCAAACGAUUCACGACUUUCGUCCAGAGGCAUGGUCUGUUGAUGCAGAGAGCUUGGAUCAUAUCUGCUCACACAACAAGCCAUGGGUACUUCAAAUCGCGUACGUCAUCCGCCGGGUAUUGCGAUGUUUGACAUCAACGCCGCUGCCAUCGACCGGAGGAGGGUGUACGACUCGCCCGCAUGCUUCAAUAAUUCUAUCUGUUCUUCCACCUCCCACGGACCCAGUACAUCUGCAUUACACCAUGAUUAGCUGGUGGGCGUCGACACCAGAGGAUGAAAGAGCGUAUCGGCAUUUGGGCGACUUUCUGAAUAGCGGGAUGCAGCCGGCUUUACCCUCUGUCGCCCAGCUUUGGUCCUUGUCACACACAGUGUUUAACCUCUUGUUUCCGUGUGCUAUCUCGAUGCUGCACCAUCGGAACGUUCGAGCGGGUAAUGCACCGCGUGAUGCGGUGUUUGCGCCGAGCAUCCUACCGGAUGCACCGAGAUGCACUAGUGCGAAUAUUUGCGUGUUGGCCCUCCGGGCGCAGGCAUUCGUGGUCCGGAGUGUCUAUGCAGCCCAGGGUUUCACGUCCCUGCCGUUUGCGCCCACUACCGCAGGGGCGCCCUUGGAAGCAUCUGCAUCGGAGGUGCCAUCCAAGACACCGUUUUCGCCAUCUCAUCCUGCCGCCCCAACAUGUUUCCUCCAAUCACCCAUGACAGUAUUCGCUCUCUUUGCAACCUGUUUAACUUUUGUGAGCAAGGUGAUUCCCGUUCUUCAGAGCACCAACGACCUCGCAACUAUUGAAGAAGGGUUGGGGGAAAUUGAGCGGCUGUUUCUCCCUACUAUGGACAAUUGUUCCAGAGUCUGGAAAAUCACAGGAAUGUACGCUGCGAAAUUGCGAGAAGCCGUCGCAGCGAUUCGGUCAGGAAAUCAGGCACUCGUAGAUAAGAUACAGUUUGACCCGUCGGAUCUCAACAUGCCGACCUCCGCGACUGCCACAACGUCUUUCUCCAAUCUCCCGUCUUCCUUUCCGCAUGAUCUUAUGAGUGGGAUCUUUGCGCCAAACAGUAUGCCGCAGAGUAGCCGAUCGUCUUUUCAACCGCAUGUGACGAAUAGUGGGACGUAUCAUCCGGUAGCAACGAUGGGCCCGUCGAAUGCCAGUGGUUUAACAGACAAUGUGGGGAUGGGAGGAUAUCCUCCACCAGCGCGACCAGCACAGAUGCCAGCACAGACAGGAUUUCUGAUGCGAUGAGCGUCCUGAAUCAACCGAUAUGUUUAUCUUGUAUAUAUGGAGUAAUGUAAUACCUUUGUUAAUAAAAUCAAUGUGCAUGUAAAACAAACGC
This is a messenger RNA of Spizellomyces punctatus DAOM BR117, 3293 nucleotides long. RefSeq lists its product as uncharacterized. Gene Ontology annotation, biological process: DNA-templated transcription; regulation of DNA-templated transcription. NCBI's taxonomy places the organism in Eukaryota, Fungi, Chytridiomycota, Chytridiomycetes, Spizellomycetales, Spizellomycetaceae. Bases 158 to 3202 code for a protein of 1014 amino acids. Gene Ontology annotation, cellular component: nucleus. The transcript has 4 exons. Gene Ontology annotation, molecular function: zinc ion binding; DNA-binding transcription factor activity, RNA polymerase II-specific; DNA binding. The record is from RefSeq and is a predicted model, not a curated record.